AACUAUGGUGGCCACCAAGAUGAUCUCGGUGGCUUCGGUGGAACUAGUGCAUUCAGGCAAUCCUGUACCAAUGCUUACAUGCUUGUAUAUAUGCACGAAGCCAGUUUGUCCGACCUCAUGAGGCCUGUUACUCCUGAAGAAAUCCCUGCUAGCCUUCUGCAUCGAUUACGAGAGGAACGACGUGCCGAGGCUGCCAAGCGGCGUGCUAAAGCUGAAGCUCAUCUUUACGCCACUCUUUUGCUCAUACUAGAAGAGGACUUUCAUGGUUGGCAGGUAGGGAAGGGCAUUUUCCACAUGCCUAGAGUGUCACUACUUUUUCAGUGA
Molecule: messenger RNA, 324 nt
Organism: Protopolystoma xenopodis
Lineage: Eukaryota; Metazoa; Platyhelminthes; Monogenea; Polystomatidea; Polystomatidae
Source: the annotation of a GenBank genome assembly